UCAGGGUUUCAGCAGGCGAGGGUGUACACAAUGUACACGGACAUUGAAUCUGAGCGGACGGUCUUUAAAAGAGGCUUAAAGAAAUACAUCAUAGAUGUUAAGGGGAAGCUUCAACAACGUUAAUUUUCAACACAAUUAUGUCAGCUUUUCCCGGUUUCAUUUAAGUUGAUAGGGCCGGAUUCCAGGACUAAAACAACCCACCCAGUCCUGUCCACCAGUAUGGACGCUGCUCCAGGAUAAAGUGAAUCAUGUGUUUUGCCGUGUACCUGUCACUGCUGGUGUUCUCGUAUCACCAGCAGGUCACCUCGGGCUCCCAUGUCCUCAGGAACCAGCCUGCUGUCGGAUUAUCUAAAAACACCUCACUACCCAUGAUGUUUCAAAACAACAACGAUGAGUGUGACCUUGUGAUGAACCUCAGUGCUGCAGACCGCUGUGCGUUUGUGAAGAACACACCAGACUGUAACAUGGAAGAUGGCUUCAUCAACUACCUUCAAGUGGCCUUCUGUCUGCUUCCUCCUAACCUCACACCUCUCACCAUCACUCUCUGUGUUAUAUGGCUGAUCCUUUUGUUUAUCAUUCUUGGACUUGCAGCAUCUAAGUUUUUCUGUCCCAACCUGUCAGCCAUCUCUACUAGUCUGCACCUCACUCACAACGUGGCCGGUGUGACGUUUCUGGCUCUUGGUAAUGGAGCUCCCGAUGUCUUCAGUGCCAUGGCAGCUUUCUCUCACCCACACACCGCUGGGCUGGCUGUUGGAGCCUUAUUUGGAGCUGGUAUAUUUGUCACCACAGUAGUUGCUGGCAGCGUGGCCCUGGUCAAGCCUUUCGCUGUGGCCUCCCGUCCAUUUCUGCGUGAUGUCAUCUUUUACAUGGCGGCAGUGUUUUGGACUUUCCUUAUGUUGUACAGAGGAACCACGACACUGGGAGAAACACUGGGGUACUUGGGCCUCUAUGUGGUGUAUGUGUUGACUGUUAUCAUCAGCGCAUACAUCUACAACCGGCAGAAACAUUCGAUGAACGUUGCUCCUAUUCCAGCAGAGUUUAACUCAUCUGACUCGUCUGAUGAUGAAGUUCCCUGCCUGACUGGAGGAACCAUCCAACAGGAGUAUGAGUCGGAGUACAGGCCGCUUCUUCCUUACUCCGAGUCCACGAUUAAGAUCCUGCUGAGCUCCCUGAACCCAGUGGACAACAGGAAGUGGAGGAGGAAAUCAUGGAGCUGGAGAGUCCUCAAAGUACUAAAGACACCUCUAGAGGUCCUACUGCUGCUCUGCAUCCCUGUGGUCGACCCUGAUAAAGAAGACAGGAACUGGAGGCGCCCACUGAACUGCCUUCAUCUGAUCACAGCUCCUCUGGUGUGUGCGCUUACUUUCCAGUCUGGGAUAUAUGGAGAUUAUAUGAUCCAAGGACAGUUUCCACUCUGGCUGCUGAUUUUUCUGCUGGGACUUUUCGUGUCUGCUAUUGUCUUCUGCACCACCACUAAUGAGUGUCCUCCCAAAUAUCACCCACUGUUUGCUCUGUUGGGCUUUGUUGUGAGUGCUGUGUUGAUCAGUGCAGCGGCCUCUGAAGUGGUCAGUCUUCUGCACAUGCUUGGCGUGGUGCUGAGUCUCAGCAACACUGUGCUGGGGCUGACUCUGUUGGCCUGGGGCAACAGCAUAGGAGACUGUUUCUCUGACAUCACCAUCGCCCGGCAGGGUUACCCACGGAUGGCCAUAUCUGCCUGUUUUGGAGGCAUCAUUUUCAACAUGCUGUUUGGAGUGGGUUUAGGAUGUCUGGUACAGAUGGUUCAAACACAUUCUUAUGUGCAGUUUGAAGCAGAGGGUUUAUUGACGUGGAUUCUUGCAGCAUCUCUGGGUUUGUCUUUGGUCCUGUCCUUCGUCAUUGUUCCCCUGUGCCGGUUCCACUUGGGUCGGGCAUACGGGAUUUUUCUCAUCGUCUUCUAUGCCAUCUUUCUUCUCAUUGCACUACUCACGGAGUUUGGGAAGAUCCACAUUGUGUAGAUCUGACUCUCAGGCCAGUUUGAAAUGAGGGAUGUCCUCCCGUAAUGCAACAUGACCCACUGGAACAGAAUUACACCCUCUUCUACACAUAUUAAUGCACUAUUUAGAAUGGACAGUACAUUUUGUGCCCUUGCGUUCUACCCAGAGCCACCUGAAACCAAGCAGGCAAAUGAAUGACAAACUGACAAAAUGUUCUGCUCAGGGAGAACUGUAACUUAUCACACUGUGCCUUUAUUCAACUUGUUGUUUGUGCUAACUGGAGCUGUGAUGGCACUUUGUGAGUCCAGAGGGAGAACACAGGUUGUAGAAAUUUGUACUUUAAAACAUUGUGAAUGAAUUAAAUGUACUGUAAAUCAAAAUUGUUAAAAUGACUUUGUACAAAGCUG
Perca fluviatilis (European perch) is the source of this 2380-nucleotide messenger RNA. RefSeq names its product solute carrier family 8 member B1 (gene slc8b1). The coding region runs from base 249 to 1994 and encodes 581 amino acids. Gene Ontology annotation, molecular function: calcium:sodium antiporter activity. Gene Ontology annotation, biological process: calcium export from the mitochondrion; intracellular calcium ion homeostasis. The transcript has 15 exons. The record is from RefSeq and is a predicted model, not a curated record. Gene Ontology annotation, cellular component: membrane. Lineage: Eukaryota; Metazoa; Chordata; Actinopteri; Perciformes; Percidae.